Molecule: messenger RNA, 1259 nt
Organism: Exaiptasia diaphana
Lineage: Eukaryota; Metazoa; Cnidaria; Anthozoa; Actiniaria; Aiptasiidae
Product: fibroblast growth factor 1
Exons: 5
Coding region: 289-813 (174 amino acids)
Biological process (GO): fibroblast growth factor receptor signaling pathway; positive regulation of protein phosphorylation; positive regulation of cell population proliferation
Cellular component (GO): cytoplasm
Molecular function (GO): growth factor activity; fibroblast growth factor receptor binding
Source: RefSeq, a predicted model, not a curated record
UUGGUGUUUUGUUUCGUUUGGAUAAAAGUAAUAAGGAAGUAGAUCCUCAGUCACUAUUCAUCAKAAAACAAGCUGCGUUUAAUGCUUGAUAAAAGUAUGUCUCAUUCGCCUGUCACCGUCGGCUAGUGAGUGGGUGGGAUGCUCGAGGAUUCUGUUGAAACCAUGUGACGAAAUAGCUCCGUAUGUAACGUCGAUGUGAAUCAUAACACUGUUAAAACAAUUUGUUGUACUCAUGUUCAACGAGGAGUUUCACGUCAAACUACCCUCAGGACAACUUCCAUAGUUAUUAUGAUCAAGAGUGUACAUAUAUAUAGCAUACUAUUGGUUAUGGUUGUCAUCCCACUAUCCUUAGCGAAGCCUCUGUCAUUUCAAGAAGAUAAAGUUAUUAACAAGAUAGUCAAAUUGAACAAUGUAACUAGAUGGAAGACGAUACGAAAAGCUGUACUGGAUAGUCGAUAUCGCUACAGAUUAGAAAUAUUACCCAGCGGGACAGUACGCGGUACUWCCAACUAYCAAUCAAUAUACACUCAGCUAGAACUACACUCAAUAGGACAUGGGAUAAUGAGGAUAUAUGGAGUACAUUCUAAACGAUAUCUUAGUAUUAAUGACAGAGGGCAAUUAAUAGGCCAGCAACCAUCGCUAAAUACAGUAUUCAAGGAAUUAUAUCUGGAGAACUAUUACCAGUCAUUCCAAUCAUACAAAUUCAAAGACAAAAAUCCUGACUCAUGGUUAGUUGGUAUUAAAAAGAAUGGUAAAGCAAAAAGAGCAACUGCAACUCAAAUAGGCCAAACAUCAACACAGUUUGUUGAAUAGAGGCUCUAUAACAGUGACCUUAGAGAACAAAUUACCUUAGCUUAAUUGUAGUAAAAAACCAUGCCCGUUUAAUCAUGGGGCUAUUUAGAUCGUGCCCAAUAAGAAACUGAUAAAAAGUUUAUUGUACAAAAAAUAGUAGCUCUCAUCGCUUAUAAUUUAUCAGUCAGAAAAUAGAACUGGAGACUUCUCCAUGCCAACCUUGGUAGCUUCCACAACAUGRCUGCAGCCCGUACAAUUCAUAUUCUCUACGCAGUCAUUGCAAGCACAGGCUCAAGCCCAAUCUUCUUGCUACGAUCGAAGGGGUUGAUUUGAAGGAGAAAAUUUGUUUAUCUCAACUACCCCAGGUGCAACGCACGCUACAAAGAAAAGUGAGAGAGGCGACUGGGUACGAGUCUGUGCUUUCUCGGGAGAGCCUACGUAGCACUCAGUUGAUAUAAUAUAUUCAU